This is a messenger RNA of Gossypium raimondii (Peruvian cotton), 1149 nucleotides long. RefSeq lists its product as uncharacterized. The record is from RefSeq and is a predicted model, not a curated record. NCBI's taxonomy places the organism in Eukaryota, Viridiplantae, Streptophyta, Magnoliopsida, Malvales, Malvaceae. The transcript is spliced from 3 exons. The coding region runs from base 1 to 1149 and encodes 382 amino acids.
AUGGGAAAUGAGUUUCUUGAUAGAGUGGAAGACAAUGCGGCUGUCCGGACUUGGUCUGAGAUGAUACAGCGUGAAAAAGGUGAUAGUUUGGCCGUGGGAUACAUAUCAGAGUUAUGGGACUUCACUCGUGUUAGCGUAGCUCAGAACAACUUGCAGGAGUUGAAGGAGAUUUGGGAUCAGUGGGAUAAUGAGGUAGACAAGCGUCUGUUUCGAGCUCUUGCCCAGUUUUGGAAUUCGGCCUACAGUUACUUUACAUUCGGGAAGGUUGAUUUAGUGCCUACAAUAGAGGAGUACACAGCUUUACUUCGGUGUUCGAAGGUUCAGGUAGAUAGAAUUUAUUCGAAGGCGGUAAAUGUACCAACAUUCUUGAAGAAGCUGAUAAAUAUAACAGGGAUGAGUGAGCAGUGGGUUACGGCUCGGAUUAAGCAAAAAGGGGAAAGCAUGUGUAUUCCCUGGAAAAGUUUAAGGGACCUCAUUUUAGCACACCCAAAUGUGAGGAAGAAAGUAGACGUCUUUGCUUUGAGUAUAUAUGGCUUAAUUGUGUUUCCUAAGAUUUUGGGACAUAUUGACGAGGCGAUCACUGAUUUAUUUGAUCGACUUGAUAAGGGAGUUACACUAGUUCUGGUGAUUUUGGCAGAAACCUUUAGGUCAUUAAAUACAUGUCGAAGAACGGGAGAGGGCAGAUUUAUUGGAUGUGCGCAGCUACUACUUGGGUGGUUCCAUAGCCACUUUUGGAAGGUUGAUAAGGUUUCAUAUCAUGUCUUCUCUGAAAGUUAUUCACCGUUGAAAGAGAUAGUGGCUACGUCAAAGAGAGAUGAUAUUACAGAGGAGAAAUGGAUGGAAAUCUUUCAGAAUCUGCAAGAGGAGAACGUCGAGUGGAGAGCUCCGUGGUUGCUUCCAAAUGAGAUCCUAUAUCGGUGUGGGGAUUUUAACUGGGUUCCGUUGCUUGGGAUUUGGGGAGCUGUUGGUUAUGCUCCAUUGCUAGAUGAUGGCUACAAGAGGAAGGCUCGUGAGAUGGCCAAUGCAUGGAAUCAGACUCGCCGAAUGAAGAGAUUAGCCGUGGGUCCAAUGACAACUUCUGAGUACAACGAAUGGUGUGUUAGGAGGAUUAAUGACAACAUUCCUGGGCCAAGUCCAGAAAAUAGUUAG